This is a messenger RNA of Gadus chalcogrammus (walleye pollock), 3786 nucleotides long. RefSeq names its product AE binding protein 1a (gene aebp1a). Gene Ontology annotation, molecular function: metallocarboxypeptidase activity; RNA polymerase II transcription regulatory region sequence-specific DNA binding; DNA-binding transcription repressor activity, RNA polymerase II-specific. The transcript has 21 exons. Lineage: Eukaryota; Metazoa; Chordata; Actinopteri; Gadiformes; Gadidae. The record is from RefSeq and is a predicted model, not a curated record. Gene Ontology annotation, biological process: negative regulation of transcription by RNA polymerase II; proteolysis. Bases 434 to 3622 code for a protein of 1062 amino acids.
AGGGCCUUGAAGGAGCGUGGAUUUGACUCGGGGAGUUUGAGUGAACGAGAGCGGCGGGGGAGACAAGACUCAAAAACGUUAUCUGUGACGCUAGGCAAAGUGAAAAAGCUGUUAGACGCGCCACUGCUUAUAAACCCUGCAGGAGACCGGAGAUGCUCUCUAACACUGUCGCAUCUUUUUUGCCUGACAUCUGGAUGAGGAUAAACUGCCUUCAACUCAUCAUUCGUGAGGUUUCAAAGGUUCAAUGCGAUUGCGCAAAAGUUUGAGUUUGUAGAGCUGUUGCGCAGCAGGAUCUUUUGUGUUUUUUUGGGAAGGUCUUUUGCUGUCCGCAGUCAGGGGUCCAUUGUAACCUCAGCUUUUCUAAAACAAAGUUCGUUUUGCAACGUUUAUUUGCCAGUUGAUCCAUAAACAGCGGGGGGUUCACAUUGCACAGAUGAGGGUUGUUUUACUGUUUGUUUGGGUCAGCCUCUUCUUGUUCUUGACUUUGGCCUGUGCCGACAAAGAUGUGCAAGAAGACGGACUUUCCAGGAGAGAGGUCCGUGGACUUACCAGGUCCAGAGAGAGACUAACGGUGGGACGGGAUGCUGAGAUGUCAGAUGAACCCGUAGAGGCAACAGAAAAGGAUAAAGCAAAACCGAAAAAGAAGAAGACACCAGAGGAAAUAGAGGCAGCUAGGGCAAAGAAGGCUGCGGAGAAAGAGGCCAAGAAGCAGAAAGGAGCGAAGCCCACCAAGAAACCAAAAGCCCCCAAGGCCACCAAGAAACCAAAAGCCCCCAAGGCCCCGAAGGUCCCCAAGGCCACCAAGAAGCCCAAAGCCCCAAGGAAACCCAGACCCACGGAGCCCACCCAGGACAGGGCUAGGACCCCACCCACCAAGCGUCCAAGUCUGGAGGAGGAGGAGGAGAGGAAGAUUCUGGCCGAACUGGGUUGGGACCAAGUGAUUCCUGCUGUGACACCCGAGGAAACUGCUCCAGCACCAGACCUCGUCGGUCAUCAGCCGCCAACGGCUCCAACCCUAACUGAAAACGACAACGAACACUGGAAUUCAAGAUAUGAUGUAUUUGAGGAACCAGUUGAACCUGACCUUAAAAAGCGAGUCACAACCACAGAGGUCAUCAUGUACAUCCCAGAGGAGGUAACCUCAUCCCAACCCAUGAUUGCCUGGUAUGAGGAAUAUGAAUAUUCAGACUUGGCUGUAAAGAGGCUGGAGGAGGAAACUGCCAAAGCCCAGAAAGAGAAGGCGGAGAAACGUCUGGAAGCCGAGCGAAUGAGGAAGAAGUGGGAGGAAGAGGAGGAGGAGCGGAUGAAGCAGAUGUUGGAGCCGAAGGAGCCAAAAAAGUGUCCUCCUUUGGGUCUGGAGUCUCACAAGGUGGAGGACGAACAGCUGCUGGCCUCCUCUCAGUCUCACCACGGCUUCGCUGCCCAGAGAGGACGUCUCAACAUGCAGGGCUCCGACAAGGAGGACGACAUGUACGGCGGGGCGUGGUGUGCCGACUCAGAGGACACCAGCCACUGGUUCCAGCUGGACGCCCGCAAGGAGGUGGAGUUCACCGGGGUCAUCACCCAGGGCAGGAACUCAGACACCAGUGAGGAUUUCGUGUCGUCCUUCUACGUGUCCUUCAGUAACGACACCCGCGAUUGGACCGUCCUUCAUGAUGGCUACGCCGAAUGGUUGUUCUACGGCAACGUGGACAAGGACACUCCGGUCCUGGCCCAGUUUGAUGUUCCCGUGGUGUCGCGCUACAUCCGGAUCCUUCCUCAGAGCUGGAACGGCAGCCUAUGUCUCCGCUCCGAGGUCCUGGCCUGUCAGCUACCCAACAGAUACGUGUCAGAGAUCACGGUCAAUGCCUCGGACGCUCUUGACUUCAGACACCACAACUACAAGGACAUGAGACAGAUGAUGAAGGUGAUCAAUGAGGAAUGCCCCAACAUCACCAGGAUCUACAACGUGGGCAAAAGCUACGGUGGCCUGAAGAUGUACGCUAUGGAGAUCUCAGACAACCCCGGGGAGCAUGAGAGAGGUGAACCAGAAUUCCGCUACACUGCGGGUCUCCAUGGCAACGAGGCGAUGGGCCGAGAGCUUCUCCUGCUGCUGAUGCAGUUCCUCUGCAAGAAGUACAACGAGGACGACACCAGAGUGCGCCGCCUGGUGGACAGCACGAGAAUGCACCUGGUGCCCUCGCUGAAUCCCGACGCCUACGAGCUGGCGUUUGAGAUGGGUUCGGAGAUGGGGAACUGGGCGCUGGGCCACUGGUCGGAGGAAGGCUAUGACAUCUUCGAGAACUUCCCAGACCUCAACAGCGUCCUCUGGGGGGCGGAAGACCGAGGCUGGGUGCCCCGCGUGGUGCCCAACCACCACAUCCCAGUCCCCGAAAACUUCCUGAACGGCUCUGUUGCCGUGGAAACCAAAGCCAUCAUGAGCUGGAUGGAGCGCAGCCCCUUCGUCCUCGGGGCCAACCUGCAGGGAGGAGAGAAUAUGGUGGCGUACCCCUUGGACAUGCUGCGCCCCCCGAAAUCAGAGAACCACGCCCAGCGCUCCCAGCACGACCAGCGGCCCGGCCUGGAGCGGGAGAUGAACGAGGAGACGUGGGCGCGGAUCCAGCGGCAGAACGAGGGAGCGCUGCGGGAGACCGCCGACGACACCAUGUUCCGCUGGCUGGCCAUGUCCUACGCCCACAGCCACCUGACCAUGACCGAGAGCUACCGGGGGUCCUGCCACGCCGACGACAUCACCGGCGGCCAGGGCAUCAUCAACCGCGCCAGCUGGAAGCCCGUGGUGGGGAGUAUGAAUGACUUCAGCUACCUGCACACCAACUGUUUUGAGCUCACCAUCUUCCUGGGCUGCGACAAGUUUCCUCAUGAGAGUGAACUUUCUAGAGAGUGGGAGAUCAACCGCGAAGCGCUGCUGUCCUUCAUAGAACAGGUGCACCGAGGGAUUAAGGGUCUGGUCAGAGACAUGGAGGGCCAGCCCUUAGCUAACGCCACCAUAUCCGUCGAGGGAAUAAGGCACGACAUCAGAACAGCUGCGGCCGGGGACUACUGGCGCCUGUUGAACCCUGGAGAGUACAAGGUAACAGCCAAGGCCGACGGCUACUCGCCCCAGACCCGCCUCUGCCUGGUUGGCUACGAGUCCAGCGCCACCUCCUGCAGCUUCAACCUGGUCAAGUCCAACUGGAACCGCAUCCAACAAAUCAUGGCCCUGAGGGGCAAGACCCUGAAAGGAAUCACGACCGCUCCCAAAAAAACAAGCGUUGUAGCUGCCGGACCGAAUGACGCCAACAGCCAUGGCGAGACGGUUAACGGCGUGGCAGGCGCUACAGAAGAAGCAGUGAAGUGGACCCCGGAAAACCUGGAGCGACUCCGGCGCAGGCGAAUGAUGCGUGUGCGACAGUUGCGCCUCAGGAGAUUGCGAAACAGUCAGACGACGACUCGCGCUAGCACGACGACGACGACAACCACCACCACCACCACCACGCCGCCGCCGACAGAGGAAAGCAGGGUUAGCACGACGUCCUGGUACCCUCUGGUCGGGUGGUCCAGCGAGAGCCCGUUUGACGGGGUGUCGUUUGAACAGGCGGCCACGCAGGACUACCCCUUUGAGUACAGUGUGGACGACUUCUGAAAACGCUCAUCUAAGGCUUAUGAAAGUUUACUGUCGCCCGUGUGUGAAAGUACCUACUUAACCAGCCCAAAUGUUGUUGCAUUACUAUCAGCCUAAGAUAAAGUUCCACUUUGCAUCUCAAUGGUACAUAUAAAAAGAAAGAAUUGCAAGUUUAUAUCCAUAUU